AUGCCUUUAGAACUUAGUGCUUGCUGUUUAAAAAGAAUUGAUCAUGAGGGGACCCCGGUAGGUAGCCAUGAAAAGCUCUUUGGUUUAGAUACUUACAAAGUCGGUGAUAGCCAGAGCGAGAACUGUAUUGUAAUUUUCACCGAUAUAUUUGGAAAUAGAUACAAAAACACAUUGCUUGUAGCUGAUAUGUUAGCUAAAUUAGGGAAUUUUCAAAUAUUCAUUCCAGACUUAUUUAAUGGGGAUGCGGUAACUACCUUCGAGAAUUUUGAUCGUUCAAAAUGGCUAGCAGAGCACUCCGCUAAAAAAUAUAUGCCUAAAGUAGAUGCCUAUUUGAAAAAUUUAAAGGAGUCAGUUGGGCCCAAAUCCUUAGGAGCAAUAGGCUAUUGCUACGGUGCUGCUUUCGUUUUAAAGAAUUUGUAUGAAGGAGGUUUGUUGGAUUCUGGAGCGGUAGCUCAUCCAUCAUUAGUUACACCUCUGGAUUUUGGGCCAAUUAGGAAGCCACUCUUAAUGUCAUUGGGUGAAGAAGAUGACUAUUUUCCUCUUGAGACAAGGAUUAAAGUUGAGGAAGCAUUAGUGAAGUCAGGAGCUGAUUUUCAAAUAAUUUUGUUCAAAGGUGCAGGCCAUGGCUACGCAGUAAGGGGCGAUCCAAAUGAUGAAAAUGUCAGAUAUGCUAUAAACAAAACUGUCUCAGAUCAGGCCAAUUGGUUUGCUAGAUAUAUUUGA
Messenger RNA from Priceomyces carsonii, 723 nucleotides. RefSeq lists its product as uncharacterized. Lineage: Eukaryota; Fungi; Ascomycota; Pichiomycetes; Serinales; Debaryomycetaceae. The transcript has a single exon. The record is from RefSeq and is a predicted model, not a curated record. Bases 1 to 723 code for a protein of 240 amino acids. Gene Ontology annotation, molecular function: hydrolase activity.